Alnus glutinosa is the source of this 2953-nucleotide messenger RNA. RefSeq names its product BTB/POZ domain-containing protein At5g48800. The coding region runs from base 483 to 2330 and encodes 615 amino acids. Gene Ontology annotation, molecular function: protein binding. The transcript is spliced from 5 exons. Lineage: Eukaryota; Viridiplantae; Streptophyta; Magnoliopsida; Fagales; Betulaceae. The record is from RefSeq and is a predicted model, not a curated record.
UUUUUUUAUUUGCCCUGUUCGUAAUGAGUCAUUUUGACUUUCCUGUAAACAUUCAGUCAUUCGCAAACGCCACCUUCUUUUGCGCCCUAUUACGUGCUUAAAUAAAGCCAAAAUCUUUACCCAAAUAAUAGUAAAGAAAUUAACUAAAUUCAAACUGUGAAGAAAAAUAUUGGGUUUUUGGAGUGGAAGAGAUUAUGAACAUUUUAAUUGUGAUAUCAAAGCCUGGAAAAGAGGGGAGUAUGACCCACAAGAGAGGCCCAGUUACUUUGGACAAUUGCAAUCUAUGGCUUUGAACACCAACUGUUUGACGAAAAUGGCCAAAGAAGAAGUUCACCAACAGCAACAUCACCAACUGGGUCUCUGUCUUUGUCUCUCUCUUUCUCUCUCCCCCAGUUCACUCCCUCAACCUCACCAGUCACCACCACCACCACUGUCCUCUUUUUCUCUCUUUCCAUUUUUCUCUCUGGAUUUUCUUGCUCUUCAUGGACCGAAGUGACAAGCAGCAGCAGCAGCUAUCGUUGGCCAAGUGUGCACGGCAGCGAUGCAAUGAAGAAUGGAUUUUUCGAGAUGUUCCAAGUGAUAUUACCAUAGAAGUGAGUGGAGGGACAUUUCAUUUACAUAAGUUCCCUCUUGUCUCUCGAAGUGGGCGAAUCCGAAAAUUAGUUGCAGAACAUAGGGAUUCUGAUAUCUCAAGGGUGGAGCUUCUUAAUUUACCAGGAGGUGCAGAGUCCUUUGAGUUGGCAGCAAAAUUCUGUUAUGGAAUCAACUUCGAAAUAACAUCUAUGAAUGUUGCUCAGCUGUGCUGUGUUUCUGAUUACCUAGAAAUGACUGAAGAGUUUUCAAAAGAUAAUCUUAAUUCCCGUGCUGAAGAAUAUCUUGAGAGUAUUGUUUGCAAAAACCUUGAAAUAUGUGUUGAGGUUUUGCAACAAUGUGAAAACUUACUCCCUCUUGCAGAUGAGCUGAAAAUAGUUAGCCGUUGCAUAGAUGCAAUAGCCUCAAAGGCUUGUGCAGAGCAAAUUGCUUCAAGCUUCUCACGCUUAGAGUACAGCAGCUCAGGAAGGCUUAACAUGAACAGGCAAACCAAGCGUGAUGAGGACUGGUGGAUAGAAGAUAUAUCUGUUCUGCGGAUUGACUUGUAUCAAAGAGUCAUGACGGCAAUGAAGUGUCGUGGGGUCCGUCCCGAGAGUAUUGGUGCAUCCCUAGUUGGUUAUGCCCAGAAAGAGUUGACAAAGAAAUCCAGCUUAUGGAAUCCAUCUAGCCAGACCAAAGCUGAUUUUCUUUCAGGUUCAAAUGGGCAUGAAAAACUGGUGGUUGAGACAAUUGUCAGCCUCUUACCCGUUGAGAAACUUGCUGUUCCAAUCACAUUCCUUUUUGGUCUUUUGCGAAGUGCAGUUAUGCUUGAUUGUACAGUUGCUUGUAGGCUUGAUCUGGAGAGGAGGAUUGGGUCCCAGUUGGAUAUUGCUACUCUUGAUGAUCUUCUGAUACCUUCUUUUAGGAAUGCAGGCGAUACUUUAUUUGAUGUUGAUACAGUUCAUAGAAUUUUGGUAAAUUUCUCACAGCAAGAUGAUAGUGAAGAUGAUAUGGAAGAUGCCUCUGUUUUUGAAUCUGAUAGUCCUCAUUCACCUUCCCAAUCUGCAUUGUUCAAAGUUGCAAAAUUAGUGGAUAAUUACCUUGCCGAAAUUGCUCCUGACGCAAAUCUCAAGCUUGCUAAGUUCAUGGUCAUCGCAGAGGCUUUGCCGACACAUGCACGCACCGUUCAUGAUGGCUUGUAUCGAGCCAUUGAUAUUUACCUGAAGGCACAUCAAAGUUUAUCAGAUUUUGACAGGAAGAAGCUAUGCAAAAUGAUUGAUUUCCAAAAGCUCUCUCAGGAAGCUGGUGCACAUGCUGCACAAAAUGAGCGCCUCCCUCUCCAAUCUAUUGUACAAGUGCUCUACUUCGAGCAAAUAAGGCUCCGGAAUUCCUUGAGCUGUUCUUAUGGAGAUGAAGACCACAAGCCAAUACACCAGUCAUGGCGGAUCAGCAGUGGUGCGCUAAGUGCAGCAAUGUCUCCACGAGACAACUAUGCAUCAUUGAGACGAGAAAAUCGUGAGCUAAAACUUGAGCUAGCGAGGUUGCGGAUGAGACUAAAUGAUCUGGAGAAAGAACAUGUUUGUAUGAAGAGGGAUAUGGAGAAGUCCAAUUCUCGUAAGUUUAUGAGUUCUUUCUCAAAGAAAAUUGGUAAACUGAGCUUCUUUGGACAUAGUUCUUCAAGGGGAUCAAGUUCUCCAUCAAAGUACUCGCAUAGAACAGACUCUAAGGUUAUUGAGAGAACAUGUGCAAGCACAGAAUAGAUCAUCCAAACGCAUGUUCUUAAAUUGACGCCGAAGGGUUGGGUUGUGGCUUUGGUGCAUCGGUGUUACCCCGGCGUAUGUCGUGAUUUGUGAAGUCUGUAUAUGAUGUUGUUGGUUGACAUGAUUUCUUGGAGACUGCAUUUGCCUUGAAGAUGAAGGCUGGCUGCAGUGCCCUUUGGCUUUUAGCAGUUGGUAGAUUUUGCGAUUAGGAACAAUGAAGAAUACUUUACCAGGGACCAAAACUGCCUCACGUUUAACCACAAACCAUGGACACUCAAAUACAUCCGGCCGUGUAAUGGAGUGCCGGGGGUUCCUCCUCAUCACUUCUGCAGCAGUUAUAGGUUCUGUGUGAACCUCCACAUAUCUACCUGGGUGCACCAAUUUCAGCACACCUGUUUCCCUUUUUGUAGCUCCCAUUGUUUCUGUUUCCUUAGCAGAUAUGACUACAGAAAAUUCAAAGGAGAUCAGGGACUUUCAGGUAGCCCCUUUGUUCCUUUUUAUAGUCUCUCCUUUCACUCAAUGACAAAAGUAGGCGGCAAAUCCUAUGAAGGGAUCUUUGGAAAACAUGAAAGUUGGUUCCAAUUGGGUGACUUAAGGUGCACUUAAUAGAGAUAAAUCUGAAG